Aegilops tauschii subsp. strangulata is the source of this 417-nucleotide messenger RNA. Its product is annotated as zinc finger A20 and AN1 domain-containing stress-associated protein 9-like. The record is from RefSeq and is a predicted model, not a curated record. Gene Ontology annotation, molecular function: zinc ion binding; DNA binding. Lineage: Eukaryota; Viridiplantae; Streptophyta; Magnoliopsida; Poales; Poaceae.
AUGGACGCAUCGGCGACGGCGCAGAAGCGCAAGUGCCCCGACAAGGAGGAGACAGCCGGCAUGUGCGCCAACGGCUGCGGCUUCUUCGGCGCCGCCGCCACCGGCAACAUGUGCUCCAAGUGCUACCUGGACCACGUCAUCAUCGGCACCGCUAACACCGUGGCCGCCUCGACCUGGCCUCCGGAGAAGAAGGCCAAGAUUAUCGUCGCCGUCCCGUCCUCCGAUGGCGCGGGCGCUUCCUCCACCGCAGCCGCACUUGACUCCUCCGUGACGUCCGUGAAGCAGCCACCGGUGGCGGCGAACCGGUGCGCGACGUGCCGCAAGAAGCAGGGGCGGAGCCAGGAUUUGAAUAAAGGGGGGCCAAGCAGUGGCGGUGCCAGGGGUGUUUUGUGUAGUCAAUUGACUACACAGGAUUAA